CUCCCGGUCCCAGCUGGUGAGAGCGGCUUGCGUUGGCCUUGUGGCGUGGGUGCACGGCUUCUCCAGCAAAGGGAAGAAUUAAAUAUUAUGAGUAGUUCUGGAUUAGAGACCUUGUGGAUCCAAAAGAAUAAGUCGUUGGGUUCUUGUUGAGAAUGCUGUUUUUUUUAAUUUCCAUUUUCUCAAGACCAUAAAGUAAAUGCUGCUUUUCAUCUGUCUACAUUACCGGUCUGCGCAUCAUGUAGGCCCAUUGCCCAUGGAAGCCAGAAGAGAGUGUUGAUGCCCUGGAACUGGAGGUACAAAAGGUUGUGAGCUGUCAUAUGAUUGCUGGGAAUCAAACUUGGGACUCGGGAAGAGCUGCCAGUGUUAACUGCUGAGCCAUCUCUAGCUCAGGGAAACAGAAUUCCUUUGAAAAUCCAUUUAUGACAGUUUGGAGGUACCAAGUAAGAAAGUAAUAUAUAUGAUGCUGGAAAUUUUUAAACACAAACUGCUAAUGAAUGAAAGGCUUAAAAUAGAUACAUUUUUGAAGUUAACAGAAAAAUGACUGUGAAAACAGGGAUCAAGAAGACUGAUGGAAAACCACUUAGGAGGGAACCAUAGAAGAUGUACACUUCAGAAGAGAAAUGUAACCAGAGAACUCAAAAAAGGAAGAUAUACCAUGUAUGCCCUCAGAAGGGGAAAAAGAUUUAUAUUCAUGUGCAUGAGAUUACUCAAAUAGAUAAUCAAACAUAUCAGUGCCUUGAACGUGAACAAAACUUAGCACGAAUGUGUGAGAGAACAUACUCUGGGGAGAAACCUUAUAGAUGUGAUAUGUGUGAGAAAACCUUCAUCCAAAGUUCAGAUCUUAUUUCCCACCAGAGGAUCCAUAAUUAUGAGAAACCUUAUAAGUGUAGCAAAUGUGAGAAGAGCUUUUGGCACCACUUAGCCCUUUCAGGACACCAGAGAACACAUGCAGGUAAAAAGUUUUAUACCUGUGACAUCUGUGGCAAGAAUUUUGGUCAGAGCUCUGAUCUGCUUGUCCACCAACGAAGCCAUACAGGUGAGAAACCUUAUCUGUGUAAUGAGUGUGAUAAAUGCUUCAGUCGAAGUACAAAUCUCAUAAGGCACCGAAGAACUCACACAGGUGAGAAACCGUUUAAGUGUCUGGAAUGUGAAAAAGCUUUUAGUGGAAAAUCAGAUCUUAUUAGCCACCAAAGGACUCAUACUGGUGAAAGGCCCUACAAAUGCAAUAAAUGUGAGAAAAGUUACCGACACCGGUCUGCCUUCAUUGUGCAUAAAAGAGUUCAUACUGGGGAGAAGCCGUAUAAGUGUGGUGCCUGUGAGAAGUGCUUUGGCCAGAAAUCAGACCUUAUUGUACACCAGAGAGUCCAUACAGGUGAGAAACCAUAUAAAUGCUUGGAGUGUAUGAGAAGUUUUACUCGCAGUGCCAACCUAAUUAGGCACCAGGCAACUCACACUCAUACUUUCAAAUGCCUUGAGUAUGAGAAAAGUUUCAACUGUAGCUCAGACUUUAUUGUACAUCAGAGAAUUCAUAUGGAAGAAAAACCACAUCAAUGGGCUAUGUGUGAGAGUGACUUCCUCCUAGGUAUGGACUUCGUUGCCCAGCAGAAAAUGAGGACUCAAACAGAGGAACUCCAUUAUAAAUAUAGUGUAUGUGAUAAAAGCUUUCAUCAUAGCUCAGCCCUUCUUCAACAUCAGACAGUGCACAUUGAUGACGACUACAUCUGUGAUAUGAGUGAAAAAGGGCUUGAUCUCAGCUCUCGAGCAUCGGAAACCUCACGGAUGUCUUGACAAGAAGUCACAUAACCUUAAAAAUAUAUUUACAUAUCAGAAUUCAAUAAAAGAAAGACUCCUAGGUAAAUUUCAAGAUUUCCUUUAGAUCUCAGACUUCCUUGGAGUCCAGAGAAAGAGUCUAUAGUCUUUGGACUGUAAGAAAAGCUUUAACGCAGAGAGUGGCCUUGCCAGGUUAUGUUUAUUAGCCACACUUGUGCAGAACUCCACAAAUGCUCUGGGUUUUGGAAAACCUUCCUCAAGAUUCAUACAGGUAGGAAGCCUCACAAAGUAGUAUGAGAGGUCUCCAGCAGUGUUAAGUCCUCUAAUUUUUACAAGACAAUUCACACCAGAGAACGACCAUAUAAAUAAAUGUUUUGUAUUGGCAGUACGUCACACAGUAUGUACGCCUUAUUGGAAAGUUCACCUGAGAAGAAGCCCCAGACAUUACAGGAGAAAGCUUCUAAUAGAACUCUGACUUUCUUACCCCUCAGAGAAGUGGUACUGGGGUAAAUGGGUAUUUUAAUGUGGCAAAAACACGUUGGAGAGUCAUACUUGGGUUUGCAUCCUCCUAGACAAAAAUCAGAGGAACAAUAAGUGUCUGAAUGAAGAAAGCUUAUUAAUUUUCAACUCUUGGGGCACACCAGGGAACUCACAUUAGUGAAAACCCAUAAAUGCAUUGUGUCUGAGGAGCUAGAAAGAAGCUCUUGUCGAGUCAGGCCCCAGAGGACGAGUUCUGUGGAGUUGUUCCAGUAAGAGAUCUAAUUGUGUGAGAAUCUGUAUAUAUACUGUGUAUGCAAAGAGCUGUUCUCAUAGUUGAACCACAUUGUCCGAAAAAAAAAAAUGAAAAAACUAGAGUUGUAUGGAAAUAAUGUCUUAGCAACCCAAAAGCUUUUCUGGAGGAGCUGGGGCAGGUCAGCGUGGAUCUGGAGGGUAACUCAGGUAAAGAUGCUUUUCUUUUGUCUCAACCACUUAAUGAUUGCUUUAGUUUCUCUUUAAAAGUUUCAUAAAUCCAAUAAAGGAAAGAACUAUAAUCUUGUGUAUACUUA
Messenger RNA from Grammomys surdaster, 2816 nucleotides. RefSeq names its product zinc finger protein 322 (gene Znf322). Bases 601 to 1788 code for a protein of 395 amino acids. The record is from RefSeq and is a predicted model, not a curated record. Gene Ontology annotation, molecular function: RNA polymerase II cis-regulatory region sequence-specific DNA binding; DNA-binding transcription factor activity, RNA polymerase II-specific. Gene Ontology annotation, biological process: regulation of transcription by RNA polymerase II. NCBI's taxonomy places the organism in Eukaryota, Metazoa, Chordata, Mammalia, Rodentia, Muridae. The transcript has 5 exons.